GGAGGGAUGAAGGGGUGUGGUGAAGUAUAAAGCAUCCAUAGCAUCCAUUUCUCCAUCACUACAGCUCCUCCAGGACCAACUCCGACUCUCUCUUCUCCUUACAUCUAAAAAAAUCAGCUUUGUUAUCAUCAUGCCUGAUAUCCAGAUGGCUAUGUCCCUACUCAUCAACGCUUUUGAAAAAUAUGCCAAAAAGGACGGUGAUAAUCAUGUGCUGAGUAAGGCAGAGCUGAGAGAUCUGCUUCAGGAAGAACUUAAAGAAAUGCUGGGGAAUGCCCCAGACAAGACAGCAGUGGACAGACUCUUCAAGGAGCUGGACGAAAAUGGAGACAACAGUGUGGACUUUAAAGAGUUUGGCAAAAUGAUCUUCUGCCUCACCGUGAUGUGCCACGAGUGCUUUACUUGUAAAAAGUAGGGAUCCAAGCGCCACCUUGGGGCUGACAUAGAGAGCUGCCGUCCUGUGGAAAAGCUGAGAAAAGAAGAAAAACAUGCACUAUUUACUGAAAAUCACAGAAACACAUAUGUUGUAAUCCGUAUGACAUGAAAUAAACUUUUCUUAACUUGUGCA
This is a messenger RNA of Notolabrus celidotus (New Zealand spotty), 565 nucleotides long. RefSeq names its product ictacalcin-like. Gene Ontology annotation, molecular function: calcium ion binding; transition metal ion binding. The record is from RefSeq and is a predicted model, not a curated record. The transcript has 3 exons. The coding region runs from base 131 to 412 and encodes 93 amino acids. NCBI's taxonomy places the organism in Eukaryota, Metazoa, Chordata, Actinopteri, Labriformes, Labridae.